AUGCUCCAUACCCCCACCCCUGCUCUCAUCACCCACACCACCUGUCCAUCCCCAACCCUGUCCCAUCCCCACCCGCUGCUCCCUCCACCAACACCCCUGCUCCAUCCACCACACCCUGCUCGCAUCACAACCCCUGCUCCAUCCACCACACCCCUGCACUCCCCAUCACCCCUGCAACACCAGGCUCACCACACCACCUGCUCUCAUCCACCCACACCCCUGUCCAUCACCCCCCCCUGCCUCAUCAACCACACCCCUGCUCCCAUCGCCACCCAACACCUGCUCUCAUCACCCACACCCCUCUCGCAUCCACAUCACCCGACUACCCUUGCACCCAGCACCCCCUGCUCCCAUCCACCACACACCCUGCUCCCACCACCCACACCCCUGCUCCACCACCCACACCCCUGCUCUCAUCCACCCCACCGGCUCCCAUCACCACACAUUCCUCCCCAUCCACCCUUGCUCCUUGCCAUCCACUCCACCGAGCCGCUCCCAUCCACCCACAGCCCUGCUCCCAUCCACCACACCCCUCUCCACUCCACCCACACCCUGCUCCAUACCACACCCCUGCACUCCAUUCCACCCCACACCCCUCUCUCACUCCACCCAACCCUGCUCCAUCCACCACACCCUGCUCCAUCCACCCACACCCACUGCUUCCCAUCCACCACACACCUGCUCCCAUCCACACACCUUUGCUCCUAUCACACACCCUGCUCCCAUCACCCACAACUGCUACCAAUCACCACACCACUGCUCUCUGUCAUUACCAUUUAG
Messenger RNA from Salvelinus sp. IW2-2015, 780 nucleotides. RefSeq lists its product as uncharacterized. NCBI's taxonomy places the organism in Eukaryota, Metazoa, Chordata, Actinopteri, Salmoniformes, Salmonidae. Bases 1 to 780 code for a protein of 259 amino acids. The record is from RefSeq and is a predicted model, not a curated record. The transcript has a single exon.